Messenger RNA from Equus caballus (horse), 2487 nucleotides. It is a transcript of the gene HOXC13, whose product is annotated as homeobox C13. Lineage: Eukaryota; Metazoa; Chordata; Mammalia; Perissodactyla; Equidae. Gene Ontology annotation, molecular function: RNA polymerase II cis-regulatory region sequence-specific DNA binding; DNA-binding transcription factor activity, RNA polymerase II-specific. The record is from RefSeq and is a predicted model, not a curated record. Gene Ontology annotation, biological process: regulation of transcription by RNA polymerase II.
GGGAGGGGAGAAGGGAGCGAGGUGUCUCCUUAGCUCGCUGCCUGUGGCAAGUGGAGUUUUUAAAAAGCUCCAGCAGAUCAUGUCAUGACGACUUCGCUGCUCCUGCAUCCGCGCUGGCCGGAGAGCCUUAUGUACGUCUAUGAGGACAGCGCGGCGGAGAGCGGCAGCGGCGGCGUCGGCGGGGGAGGCGGCGGCGCGGGCGGAGCUGGGGGCGGCUGCAGCGGAGCGAGCCCCGGCAAAGCCCCGAGCAUGGACGGGCUGGGCAGCAGCUGCCCGGCCAGCCACUGCCGCGACCUGCUUCCGCACCCCGUGCUGGGCCGCCCGCCGGCUCCCCUGGGCGCCCCUCAAGGCUCCGUCUACACGGACAUCCCAACCCCGGAGGCAGCACGCCAGUGCGCCCCGCCGCCGGCUCCCCCCACCUCGUCCAGCGCCACCCUGGGCUAUGGCUAUCCGUUCGGUGGCAGCUAUUACGGCUGCCGCCUGUCGCACAACGUGAACCUGCAGCAAAAGCCUUGCGCCUACCACCCCGGCGAUAAGUACCCGGAGCCGUCUGGCGCCCUGCCAGGUGACGACCUGUCUUCCAGGGCCAAGGAGUUCGCCUUCUAUCCCAGCUUCGCCAGCUCCUACCAGGCGAUGCCCGGCUACCUGGACGUGUCGGUGGUGCCUGGGAUCAGCGGGCACCCAGAGCCGCGUCACGACGCGCUCAUCCCCGUCGAAGGCUACCAGCACUGGGCUCUCUCCAACGGCUGGGACAGUCAGGUGUACUGCUCCAAGGAGCAGUCGCAGUCCGCCCACCUCUGGAAGUCUCCCUUUCCAGACGUGGUUCCCCUCCAGCCCGAGGUGAGCAGCUACCGGCGCGGGCGCAAGAAACGCGUGCCCUACACCAAGGUGCAGCUGAAGGAGCUAGAGAAGGAGUACGCGGCCAGCAAGUUCAUCACCAAAGAGAAGCGCCGGCGCAUCUCGGCCACCACGAACCUCUCGGAGCGCCAGGUCACCAUCUGGUUCCAGAACCGGCGGGUCAAAGAGAAGAAGGUGGUCAGCAAAUCGAAAGCUCCCCAUCUCCACUCCACCUGACCGCUUACUCGGCCACCCGCCCCGUCUAUUUAUGUUGCCGCUUUGUACCAUAACCGAACCCACUGAAGGACGCUUCGCCGGUGCAGACGAAUAUUUAAAGUUAACAAGAGAAAGGAACCGCGCAGCCGCCGGGAGGCAGAGAGGAUCCGAGAGCGCGCUCUGCCUCCCCUACUCCCCACCGCAUCUUCACUCCCGCUCCCAUGCAGAUGGGACCUACCCGGCCUCAAGGACUUUGGAAAUGCGUCCGGGUGGGCUGCGCGGGAGGAAGGCUGCCGGCCUCCACUCCCCCUCGCCGUCACCCCUCACCUUGCCAGGAAGCCGAGUGGCAACGAAGAGCCCAGUCAUUCCGACAGAAGCAGGGUUGGGGAACCCCAGAUGACCCCAUACUUGCCUCUUCCUUUGCCCAGGCAGGUUGACGACCCUCCUGAGGGUGCGGCCUCAGCGCAGGACCUGGCUAGCUCAGACUUUCCUUCCAGUUCCUCCUCCUGUUCCCUUUCCCUCCCGCACUCCUUUGUUAGGCAAAAUUUCCCAGUUAAGAUUUUCUGUGCAUAUUUUAAAAGUCGCAUUAAUAUUAAUGAUAAUUAUUAGGGAUCUGGCAUCUUGACUGGAGUACAGACAGCGCAAAGGUCUUCUUUUUUUCCUAUCUGUUUCAACAAAAGCUGGAAUUGGCCCAGGAGCCAUCUACCCCCCACCACUUAACGAAGAAACUAAAUUUCUUGGGAGCCGUCUUUGCCCCCACUGCCUCCUCUGUCCUGCUCUCUAAGUCAACAUGUGGAAAUCCAAGGAGGAUGCAAACUCCAACCCAACGCCUCUCCUAAAUAUGUCCUCUCUCUCUCUCUCUCUCAAUCCCUCUGCCCCCCCCCCCCCAGUCUGUCUGUCUGUCUGUCUGUCUCUGUUUCUGUCUCUCUCUCUCUCUCUGUCUGCGGUAAGGUUGGAGAUCAGGCCAGGUACAGAAGCAGAACUUUUUUCUAAGAAGACAAACUUCUCUUCAACGGGAUGGAGAGUGGGACACCCCCAGAGUCCCUCUCCAGGCGCUUCUCCGUGGCGGCAAUAGUGAAGGAGAGAGACCUCAAGCUCUCGCUUUUAGCUUUUACUGAAUGUCCAGAGGAAAGCAGUUUUCCUCCAGGAGGCCAACAGAACCGCCCCCAAUUAGCCAGCUCAUGUAGGUGCUGCCUACCACUUCCUCCGAGGCCCACUUGGUGCUGGGGCAGGUGGGCUCACCUUCUCCCCUCUCACAGGCGCAUUACAAAACAGUGUUCUUUUGAAAUGUUCAUCAGAAAUAGGCUUUUUAAAAAUGUUGUGUAUCUGUAUAUAGUAUUGUGAUGUCUGAAUGACAAUGUACUGAAUGCAAAAAGAAAAAAAUCUCAUAAAUCUGUUUUUAAAAUAAAGUCUUUUUUUUUUUUUUUGCCUUGA